AUGAAACCGCAGAUUCCAUUAAAACAUAAAGUUGCGGCCAAUUCAUUGGUCCAUGAUCUCGAUUACUUAUUCGCAUCGGAGGAUAGUUGCGGUGAAAUUGCGAUUGUGCGGAGGUGCUUCACAUCGACCGCGGCAUUCAUCAUCCUAACGUUGUUAGGCGGAUUCGGCGGGUGCACGGCUGAGCGAUGGUCACGGCAAAUCUCUAACAGCGAGUGGAUCCCCCUGGCUAAUCCGGGGACCGCGCCCGCUCAACUCACUCGAAAUAACGCGGAAAGCGGGCUCCUAACUAGCAGCACGCAUUUACCGAAUCCAUUGCAAACGCUCGCGUUACCGCCCGCCCUGCAGCAGCAGUACCAGGACCAAUUGAUCCAGCUGCAGAAGACGCAGGAGAGUAUUCAAAAGCUCCUCCUGCUGCAGCAGCAGCUCAAGGCUCAGCAGCAGCUUCUUCAGACUCAGACAUUUGUGCCCGGCGAUUACAGUAGCGCCGAAGAUGAGAAACAAGUGUUACCGCAGAGUUCCUUAGGCAAUUUUCAAACAGCGCCUGAAUUAGCGUCGGAAGUCUUGAUACCUCCGCAGCCGUCCUCGGGAGCACUACCGCCGGUGCAUCCUGCUCAGAACUUCCAAAGACCGGGUCAGAUCUAUCAGAACCAGGAGCUACCAAACUUGCCUAUUCAGGGUCAAGUUGUACUGCAACAAAACGUGGAGGACACGCAAGAAGGACACGCUUACGUAACGAAACAAGGAGGCCAGAGACCCGACGGGAAACGUUUGAAAGGACAUUCGAGUCCAGGAUUAUCGCAGUCCUCUCUGGUUGGUAGCGUGGGCGAUGAAGAGGAGGAGGUUCAACUGGUUUAUGUCCCAGCGGAAACGCUGGCGCAAAGGGGUCAGCCGAAAAGGGGCCGUGGAAGGAAGCAAUAUCCCGUUCGCCAACAACAUCAGCAGCGAGAGAACCAAGGAAAUAUCGAUCCAGCCUCUCUUUCGCCCGACCAAGAAGCCUUCGCGCGGCAGGUGUUGCACCAAAUCCAGAAGGAACACGAAGAGAAGGCGCAGUUCCUGAAGGAAGAACGCGUGAAAGAAAUUACCAGGUUAAAUGAGGAGCAGAAGGCGCUUGAGCGGAAGACGCGAUUGCAGCAAGAGGCCCUUCAGAGAGAGCAGGAGUUGUUGCGGCAAAAGGAGGCCGAUAAGAAGAGAAAGGAAUUGGAAAGGCUGGAGGAAAUGGCGAGGCAACGAGAACUGGAUCGAAUUCGCGAGGCUCGAGAAAAGCAACGGCAGGAGGAGCUCGAACGACGACGGCUUUCCGAGCUUCGCGUCAAGGAAGAGAGACGCCGCGAGGAGGAAGCCAGGCAGCGCGAAGAGAGGCAGAAGUUGGAGCUGGAGCAGCAGAGGAUUCUGGAGGGUCAACAGGAGGAUCAAUUACGAGUUACUAGUCCGAGUUUCCAAAACGCCCAGUCCCAAGCUCUGAUCCGCGAACAGGCGCGUCGCCAGCAGCUCACGGAUAACGCCAGCAGAAUCAAGAAGAUUCGCAACAGGCCACGCCCACGGGUCAAUCAGUACCAGGAGCAGUCCAAUUACCGCGAGGUCACCACCACGCCGUCGCCCAAUCAGCCGCCCCUCUCCGUUUACAUGGGCAGUUCCACGUCCAAGACAUUGGACACCGUCAAGGUCACCGAUGUCCUGAAGAUUCUGAGAAACGCGAAAACCAUCGCCGUUCUGGAUAACGUCGGGCCCAACAGUCCACAGGUAUUCGUAGGCCCGUCCAACCUGGAUCCCCCCUACGGUUACGCAAAGUUCGAUCUUCCCUACCUGUCGUCGAUCGAUCACAACAGGGUGGAACGCAAAGUGGACAAGCUGCCUUUCUUCGUCGCUCCGCUGAGCUUCGACCCGCCCCCGGGUUACUCUAAGAUCCCCUUCCCGGCGCCGCACAUCGGUUCCGUCGUGGUCAACAACCUGUCGGAAGCGUCCUCGGAGCCGCACACGUCUUCGACGGACGAACAGAAUCUCAAUCCCACGCCGUUGAUCGAGCCGAACUCUUACAGCGACGCUCAUCAAAGUGGAUCCAUCGCCACCACCGCAUCCUACGACUCCUCGAACACCCAAAGCUUCCCCCCGGAACCCAGCAGCCCUAAGUACGAGCCCGUUUACUCAACGCCGUCCUCUAGUUCAAAGUUCAGACUCAGGCAAUAUUACGACAAUAAGCCGAAGCACUACUACGAGCAGGAGACGAAACUUACCACUCAGUCACCAAAAGUCGACACGACAGUCAGCUAUAGACAGGAAGUGACUUAUCCUAGCACACCGAGUUAUCAGGAUAGAGUAUCAGUGAGUCCGCAAGAUUCCUCCGUGAAGGAGCAGGAGUUGGCGGCCCAAUUGGCGCUCAUCAACCACGAGCUUGUUCAGCAAAGAGAGCCCCAGAAGUACAAUACCGCCGAACAGUAUCAUUCCCAGUCCAAUCUGGGUGAAUCGUACGACGUGAAUGACGUGAGGGCGCCAGUUGGUCCAGCCCAGUACAAUUUACCAGCGGAAUUACCGCCGAUCUCCCCGCACUUGCCGGGCUUGGUAAAUUCCUUGUUGGACAAGCAAGAGAAUCUUUCGGUCGCUCCGACGCCACCGCCGACGACGACGACGACGACCACGACGCCAGCGACAACGACUACUCGUGUAAGCUCCACGACUUACAGGCCGCGAGGAAGAGGCAGAAUCGUACCUACGAGAUCCAAAACGACGACCCAGGCACCUAGCAAUAGAACGGAGAGAACCCGAAGACCAACGUACAAUCGAUCCAAGUCUAGAUUUACGACCACAACGGAGGAUUAUCGCGAGUCCUCCUACGACCCAACAAAGGCGAAGACGCCGGAGACCACGCAGAAAUAUAACGCGUUGGAACACAGAAGAGCAUCGCCGGCAUCCCGGGCGCAGAAGUACAGAGGUCGAGAUAGAGCGAGUGCCCAGUCCGCGGUUCACAGCCACAGCGUUCAAGCAGCUAACUACGAAAAUUAUCCGCAGAACGAUGCGCAGAGUAAUGCAUCUCCCGACGCGUACUCGCCGCCGAGCGGACCCGCUUCUGGCGUCCACCAGAAGGAAACUCCCUUGUCCGGGGUGAGCAGUUACCCGGAGCAUUAUCCGACCACUGCCGUACAGACCGAGAAUUACCCAUCAUCGUUACGCGAGGCCGCGGUUCAGCCCAGCACACCGGCAAUGUCCGACGACUACUCGAGGAGUCACAACUAUCAGCAAAACCGGCCUCAAGAAGCGCGCUACCAGCACCAAGACGCGACGUACGAUCAGAACAGCGACUUCCAGCAUACGGGACUCGAGAAGGCUCCAGUGAACGGAUUCAAUUAUCAAGUUGCAAACGAGAAUUUACCAGACCAAACGAUUCCUCAGAGAUCCAAGGAAUAUCCGCGUUAUCAAGAAGACGCAAACUAUAAUCUGGCCACGACGGUGGAUCCGCGAGUGACACCCGGCGAGGAGCAUCGGUAUUCCCCGAUUUACGAGGUCAACGUCGCGCAAACUCAGCCGGAUUAUAACGUCGGUGGACACAAUUCGUUUCGCAAUGCUGAUGACGGCAAGAUCGAGAGUACCGCGAUAGAGACUGAUCCAAACGCGUCAUCGAUUUUCGUCCCGCUUCAAGAAGGCAAGCAACAGGAUUACGAAUUGCAGGGUCCCUCUACAGAGCCGUCGCUUCUCGAAAUCACCACGACCAGCACGACGACUCCCGCGCCCGUAAUAAUACGCCAGCGAGUCCGAGCUCGUUUAGGCGGCCGCACUCAUCAUGACUCCGCGAUUCAGACGCGACCCCGUAACUCCCAGGACGAGUACGUGCGUUUCAGCGCCGUGAACAACGAUUCCGGUCGCGGCGCCGGUCAACGGCACCGAGACGGAUUGAGGACGAGGACACGCGCGCGUCCCCAAAGUCACGGAUCGCAGGUGCAAACCGAGGGUAACGAGUACAUAAAAAUACACGCGGCUCAGCAGCAGAGGUUGAUCGCCACCACCAUGCCGCCGCCGACGACGACGACAACCACGACGGCUCGCACGGUGGAGGAGGACGUCGAUUACGGAUUCAUAAGGCCGCCGAAUUUCCGGCCGGUGCAGCCGGUGCAUCCGGUGGAUACCAGAUUUCAAGCGCCUAUUACAUACAGGCCCGCUUUGCCCGAGAUACAGCACAUUCUCCCCAACGACGAGACGGCGGUGGAGUCGAGUCCGACGCACAUUUUGAAAAAUCGCCCGAAAUACCAGACCUCGAACCGUCGCCCGACCACGAAGACGUUCACGACGACGACGACGAGCACGACGACGGAAGCCGUGCCUGUUGCGACGACGAUGCCAGACGACGCCGUGUACGCUGUAAAAUCGAGAACGAGAGCGGACGAGCCGAAAUCAACGAGAGCGCGAGGAAGAAUUCGCCGGCCGGGGAAGAAGCGCACCACGACGACCACGGAAUCUGGCCUCGAGGCGAACAACGAAUUGCCGCUGGACGAGAACUACCCUCGAAUAACGCCGCAACAGCUGCCGGUGACGGCGAGCGGACAACAGCCUCUCUACGACGAUAAUUUCGACGUCGCGCCGCAAUUCGUGCCGAAUCAGAAUCGACCGACACAGUUUUACGAAGAGAACAGCGAAAGCUAUCCGGCUCAAGAAUUUGUUCUGAACUUCGGCAAUCUGCCAGAGCAGGUGUCGCAACGCGAAGAAUACGAUCAGACGCAGCUGGCUAGUAUUCUACCGAAGAAGUAUAGCCACUCGAGUCGCGUCAACUCGGACGCGGGUGCGCACUCCACAGGUGACAUUUACGGCGCCGAGAGCCAAUGGUCCACGAAAUUGUCGAAGACGUCGUUCCAGCCGAGCUUCGCCUCGAAUCGCGUGGCCGGCGAGUCGAAGAGGGGCCGCGGCAGAACCGGCAACGAUCAGGAGAACGAGAACGCGCCCGAGAUCAUUACGGCCGGGCCGGAGGUGUCGUCGGUGACGAUGGUCGUUUCUUCCGACUAUCAGAAACACCCGAGUAACGCCGAUAGCGUGGACACGACGAUGGAUGGCUUCGGGUGGAAAACGAGCGCACAGGAUCACACGGAGAAAUUGAACGCCACGACGGCAGUGACGAAUCCGCCGACGGCGGCGCUUCAAGGUCAAAACGAUAAGGAAACGUUGCCGGAAUCGCGAGACUGGACGAGCAGCAAGAACGAGAACCUUACGGAACAAAUGGACAGCGCGAGAGUGACGAGACCUGACUCUGUUACCGGUCGAAAGACUCGAAGGAGGAAAGUUCGCGUAAAGGUAAGGCCUCUCGUGGAUGAUUUCGUCACCGCCGAAUCCCAACACUACAACUCUGCGGUGAACAGCCUGGCUCAAGAUCAAUACAAGUACAAUCCGAUUCGCGACUCGAGGUUCACCACUGCCCAGCCGAUUGCGACGACUGUCACCGCAAGUACUGCGACGGCCGCGGAGUCGGUCAAGAAAUCGCUCCUUCAGGGCUUCCUGGAGGAGAUGCUGAGGAACGACGAGGUCUCCAUCCCGACUCGCGUCACGUCGGUCACCACGGAACCCGACUGGGCAACAUCGACACCCACGACGACACCGAUGACAACGCCGUACGUAUUUUCCGAGGACGGCGAAGUCACAACCUUGAAAGAGAAUUACACGCCGUUCGAUACGACGCCGAUGCCGAGUAUCGACGGAGAACCCGUCACAACGACCAAUGAAAGUUUUAACGGAUCGAAAACCGAGUCCUGGGAAGCGACAUUUGAGAGAACAACUCACGCGUCGCAGGCUGAAGUGCAGAAAGAAGCUAAACCGGAAGAAUACAAGGAUUCUCAGGAGGACAAGCAGAAUAAUUUGGAAAACGUCGAAAUCUUCAAUCAAAGGUAUAACUCGCCAUCAAAUUAUCCCGAUAGAUCAGGGAUCUUGAGGAAAGAAGAGGAGGAGGGCACGACGGAACCGACCGGCUUCCCGUCUGCGAAGGAAGAAACGCGCAAACUGAGUGCCGUUGGCAAAGAGAAGGAACAUAUAAUGACGUUAAAGAGGCAGGAAAGCGUCGAAGAUAACGAGGCGCACCCGAAAAAUCAUAGGACCAAGUGGAGCGAGGUGAAACACCCGUCGACCUUCGACAAAUCGCAAGCUACGUCGAGUUCGUACUCGACGACGACGAUCCCCGGUGUCGUUACGCGAGACGAGGGCGACGGCAGCGUGAAAACGCUCUCCGAUUACGUGAAGGCCAUCUUCGACAGCAUGAAGAACGCCGAGGGCGAGGAGGAAGAGAUCGCCAAAGUGAUCGAAGCUAAAAGCGAGGCAGACAAUUACGAUUCGAAUGACACCGCCUCGGCACGCGCGGCGAGCGCGGAAGAAAGUGAAAAGAUCGAUCGAAAAGCCGGCACGACUGGCUCCCCGCAGGACAUUUCUGCAACGCAACGUGUCGACGUUGAAGAGAACCGGCCGAGAGCCGAAGAAACGCGGGAAGCGACAACGAAGAAGAGUGCUAGCACUCGCGAAGCGACAACGAAGAAGAUUCCAGAUACGACCGCAAGCACGGUGGCGCCGUCCAAGGAGACAACAGAGCCUUCCACGACGACGACGAAAACGGCAACGUCGAUCAGACAAACAAACAACGUGUUCAGAACGAACUCCACGAUGUUGGGAAAGGUCCUGAGAACCUCGACUACUACCAAGGUGUCGCACAUGACGGAGAUUUGCUACAGAGGUCGAUGCGUGAUGACGAGGCCGAAAUUGGAGGACGUCAUGACGAGAUGAGGGAAACUCGAUGAUUCGUCGAUCCGGU
Vollenhovia emeryi is the source of this 6769-nucleotide messenger RNA. RefSeq lists its product as uncharacterized. NCBI's taxonomy places the organism in Eukaryota, Metazoa, Arthropoda, Insecta, Hymenoptera, Formicidae. The record is from RefSeq and is a predicted model, not a curated record. The transcript is spliced from 11 exons. Bases 1 to 6741 code for a protein of 2246 amino acids.